AUGGAAUUCGAUGCCGGUAUUGUGAAUGGACUCGUUGCCGACAGUCGCGUUUUGUUGUGAGACGAUCUCAGCUGUUGUUGUUGUUCACAAGGCGGGAGGACGCGGUCGUUCGGGGGUACUUGCAGUUGGGACACAACUAAGUCUCUGACGUGACAGCAUGGCGGAGAGCGUAAAGGAAGAUCAAACAGAGAGAAUCCUCAUGGAGCCGUACAACUACUUGCUUCAAUUGCCAGGUGCGCAAAUAAGGACCAAGCUCUCAAAGGCUUUCAACUAUUGGCUACACAUCCCUGAAGACAAAUUACAGAUUAUAAUGGAGGUGACGCAAAUGCUGCACAAUGCGAGUUUGUUGGUGGACGACAUCGAGGACAACUCGAAGCUGCGGCGCGGCCUGCCCGUGGCGCACAGCAUCUACGGCAUUCCCUCUGUCAUCAACUCCGCCAACUACGUUUACUUCCUCGGCUUGGAGAAGGUGCUGACGCUCGGCCACGCUGACGCCGUCGCCCUGUUCACCAACCAGCUGCUGGAGCUGCACCGCGGCCAGGGCAUGGACAUCUACUGGCGUGACUCUUACACCUGCCCCAGCGAGGAGGACUACAUCCGCAUGGUUCUGCGCAAGACGGGCGGUCUGUUUGGACUUGCGGUGGGGCUUAUGCAGCUGUUCAGCGAGAACAAAGCCAACCUGCGGCCAAUACUUGACACGCUGGGGAUGCUCUUCCAAAUUCGGGAUGACUACGCCAACCUGCGCUCGCAAAAGUACAUGGAGAACAAAAGUUACUGCGAGGACCUGACUGAGGGAAAGUUUUCCUUUCCGCUCAUCCACGCCAUACAAUCGGAACCUAAUUGCACACAGGUGCUGAGCAUCCUGCGAAAGCGGACAGAAGACAUCGACGUCAAGCGGUACUGUGUCGAGCAUCUGGAACGCUUGGGCUCCUUCGAGUACACGAGGCAGACUUUGUUGCAGCUGGAGAAGCAAGCGUACAAGCAGAUUGCCGAGCUGGGUGGAAAUCCACUCCUGGAGGCGCUGGUCAAACACCUUGCGGAGAUUUUUCAGCAGGAACCAAAUGCACAGGAGUAGGGAACGCUGCACUAACUCCUUGGUAUUGUACAUUCAGUGCAUGUGGUGUUCGCGUCCAUUCUCGUGGCGCAAGGCUAUCGCUGAAGAAGCAGCACUGUGCGAGCUAUUGCAGUAGUACACGCAAUCGUGCGGAAUGCACUUGGACAGAACACGGAUGGAGGGUAACGUUAUUCGAAUGCCAGUGGUGUUUCUGCCCUUUGGUGCUCUGACCAUGCUCUUUUUUAGUACUUCAGGGCAUUGUAUGAGUAGAUGUUUCUGAAAUAUAAAAUGUAAGUUGAAAAAGUAGAGACGCACAAUUGACAAUGCAAUCGACUAAAUGAUGAAUACAAUUCCAACCUGUUAAUUCACUGCUGCAUGCAGGUAGACCCACACCACAUCAAUCAUGGGGUUUGUUUGACGAUACUUUGCUAUGCUGGUCAGUCGCUUGAUGAAGAGGAAGCCUAGGACUAGUUACAAAAAUAACUGAUUGGAGCCAAGGCUGGGAAUUGAAAAUGGGUUCACAGGUUCAUAGUGCAACGCCACAAACUGCGGCGCUGCCACUCCACACGUCGAUACAAUUAUUGAGCAAAAUCAAUUUUAAUGUAAUGGUGACACGGAAGCCAAAUGUUAAUUGCACCUUUCAUCAGUGUUACAUUAAGAGGAAGUGCAGCAAAUUUCCUUAAUAUCCAUCUUGUAUGAGUAGACGUAAUUGCAAAACGGGAACAGAAGGAUAGUCUCGCCAUUCUAAAAGAUAAAACGUAACAUCUAAAGAAGAACACUGCAUUAUUUUGCAUGGGGUGUAUGAUAUAUCAGAUUGUCACGACUGAUUUUAUACACGCGCAGGAUGCUUGCAUUUGCCAGACUUUAAUUUGCAUUUGUCUGAGUUGACACAUACUAAUAUGAGAUUCACCAUUGCCUGGAGAAGUCUCAUAAAACCACUUAAGACUGCUGUAUCCAGAACUAGUUCCUAAACGUUGCUGAUGAAAACAUACCCCAGUUUGAUGCAGUACGCCUCAUUUUUAAGUGAAAUGGAAAGAGUUGGUACACUCGUAAAUGUAACACUUACAUAAAUAAGUGUUAAGUGCACACCUUGUGUGCAAAUUAUGAAAACACACAGGCGUUUGUGAUUCAGUCAAUACCGCAACAAUUACAUUUGGAAUUUUUUACAAUUGUUUACACUGAAAAAUGUAUGGUUUAACUUUGCAAUAUUUCAUUUAAUUACGUUUUAGUGUUGGAGUGUAAUGGUGUACUUGUGCAACUUUUCUACACGGAACACGACUUUUUUUGUAUUGAAUGCCAAACAUAGUUAAAUAAACGCUUUGAAAUACAACGUGAUAAAUGCAAUGUACACAAAUGUUCGUGAUUUUGUUUUCACUUGUGUAUCUUUGUUUGCAAAUAAAGCCUCAAUGCAUUGUGUGUA
Messenger RNA from Lethenteron reissneri (Far Eastern brook lamprey), 2474 nucleotides. It is a transcript of the gene GGPS1, whose product is annotated as geranylgeranyl diphosphate synthase 1. Gene Ontology annotation, molecular function: prenyltransferase activity. Lineage: Eukaryota; Metazoa; Chordata; Hyperoartia; Petromyzontiformes; Petromyzontidae. Gene Ontology annotation, biological process: isoprenoid biosynthetic process. The record is from RefSeq and is a predicted model, not a curated record.